Macadamia integrifolia is the source of this 546-nucleotide messenger RNA. RefSeq lists its product as uncharacterized. The transcript has a single exon. NCBI's taxonomy places the organism in Eukaryota, Viridiplantae, Streptophyta, Magnoliopsida, Proteales, Proteaceae. Gene Ontology annotation, molecular function: S-adenosylmethionine-dependent methyltransferase activity. The record is from RefSeq and is a predicted model, not a curated record. The annotation marks the transcript as partial.
CAACAUCUUGGCAAAACCCUAAAUCCAAAGCUACGGCAGGUGUGGACAACCAGAGACUGGGAGCACAAGAUACAAGCAUUCGCAAGGUUUUUCACUGACGUCAAGCAGAAAAACCUUUUGUCCGACGAUUCCAAGGCGCUCUGUAUCGGAGCUCGAGUCAGGCAAGAGGUGGCCGUGCUGCAAAGAAUCGGUGUAUCGGACUCAAUUGGGAUGGAUCUGGUCAUGUAUCCUCCGUUGGCGGUGACUGGUGAUUUCCACAACCAACCAUUUGGCAACAAAAGCUUCGAUUUUGAUUUCUCGAACGUGUUUGACCACGUAGUCUACCCGUCCAAGUUCGUUGGGGAAAUCAAAUGGACAUUGAAGCCCGGAGGUAUUUGCGUUUUGCACAUGGCUUUACCAGAAGGUCUAAUAAACUACUCGGCCAACGACCUAUAUUGUGUGGAGCCUUUGGUGCAGUUGUUUGAGUUAGAGCUCAUUCAUGUCUGUUUUGUUGACGGAUUCGGUCUCGGCACAGAGGUGGUUCUCUGCAAAAAGAAGAACAAGUAA